Messenger RNA from Eruca vesicaria subsp. sativa (arugula), 770 nucleotides. The record is from the annotation of a GenBank genome assembly. Lineage: Eukaryota; Viridiplantae; Streptophyta; Magnoliopsida; Brassicales; Brassicaceae.
GCAUUUGAAGAGGCUCAAUGCCCCCAAGCAUUGGAUGCUUGACAAACUUGGUGGUGCCUUCGCCCCAAAGCCGUCUUCUGGACCUCACAAGUCGAGAGAGUGUCUUCCUCUUGUUCUGAUUAUCAGGAACAGGUUGAAGUAUGCUUUGACAUACCGUGAAGUCAUCUCUAUCCUGAUGCAAAGGCACAUCCAAGUUGAUGGUAAAGUGAGAACUGAUAAGACAUACCCUGCUGGUUUUAUGGAUGUUGUAUCGAUCCCCAAGACGAAUGAGAACUUCCGUCUUCUCUAUGACACGAAGGGACGUUUCCGUCUCCACUCCAUCAGAGAUGAGGAAGCAAAGUUCAAGCUUUGCAAGGUUAGGACUAUCCAGUUUGGGCAGAAGGGAAUCCCUUACCUCAACACUUACGAUGGUCGCACCAUCCGUUACCCUGACCCAUUCAUCAAGCCAAACGACACCAUCAAGCUUGACCUUGAGGAGAACAAGAUUGUUGAGUUCAUCAAGUUUGAUGUUGGUAAUGUUGUGAUGGUGACGGGAGGUAGAAACAGAGGCCGUGUUGGUGUGAUUAAGAACCGUGAGAAGCAUAAGGGAAGCUUUGAGACGAUCCAUAUCCAAGACUCGACAGGACACGAGUUUGCCACUAGGUUGGGCAACGUGUUCACCCUCGGGAAAGGUACUAAGCCAUGGGUGUCUCUUCCAAAGGGCAAAGGUAUUAAGCUUACCAUCAUUGAGGAAGCUAGGAAGAGGCUUUCUGGCCAACAAGCUGCUUAAA